GAGGGCAUCCAGUGGGAGGCCAGAGAGGAAGGCUCCGAAGGCGAGGAAGACAACGGUGAGGUGGGCGAGAUGGAGGAAGACGACCACCACAUGGAGUUCUGCAGGGUCUGUAAAGACGGAGGCGAGCUGCUCUGCUGCGACUCGUGCCCGUCGUCCUAUCACAUCCACUGCCUCAACCCGCCCCUCCCCGAAAUCCCCAACGGAGAGUGGAUCUGCCCCCGCUGCCUGUGCCCCCCCAUGAAGGGAAAGGUCCAGAAGAUCUUGACCUGGCAGUGGGGCGAACCUCCUCCUCCUACACCUGUCCCUCGCCCUCCAGACCUCGCGGCCGACGCCCCCGACCCCGCCCCGCUGGCAGGGCGGCCGGAGAGGGAGUUCUUCGCCAAAUGGUCCAACAUGUCAUACUGGCACUGCUCCUGGGUCACUGAGCUGCAGCUGGAACUCCACUGUCAGGUGAUGUUCAGGAACUACCAGAGGAAGAACGACAUGGACGAGCCGCCGCCCAUCGACUUCGGCGAUGGCGACGAGGACAAGAGCGUGAAGAGGAAGAACAAAGACCCCAUGUACGCGGAGCUGGAGGAGAAAUACCUCCGCUUCGGGAUCAAGAUGGAGUGGCUCAUGAUCCACCGCAUCAUCAAUCACAGCGUGGACAGAAAGAACAACGUCCACUACCUGAUAAAGUGGAGAGAGCUGGCGUACGAUCAGGCCACCUGGGAAGCUGAAGACAUGGACGUCCCCGAGUUCGACAUCUAUAAGAUCCAGUACUGGAACCACAGAGAGCUGAUGAUGGGAGAGGAGGGGAGACCCGGGAAGAAGAUCAAGGUCAAAGGUCGAGUGAAGCGGCCCGACAGACCUCCAGAGAAUCCUGUGGUCGACCCGACUAUCAAGUUCGAGCGUCAGCCGGAGUACCUGGACAGCACGGGGGGCACGCUGCACCCCUACCAGCUGGAGGGUCUGAACUGGCUCCGCUUCUCCUGGGCUCAAGGUACCGACACCAUCCUGGCCGACGAGAUGGGUCUGGGGAAGACCGUGCAGACCGCCGUCUUCCUCUACUCGCUCUAUAAAGAGGGUCACUCCAAGGGUCCAUUCCUGGUCAGCGCUCCUCUCUCCACCAUCAUUAACUGGGAGCGAGAGUUUGAGAUGUGGGCGCCCGACAUGUACGUGGUGACGUACGUCGGAGACAAAGACAGCCGAGCCGUCAUCCGAGAGAACGAGUUCUCCUUCGAAGACAACGCCAUCCGAGGAGGGAAGAAGGCGUCCAGGAUGAAGAAAGACUCGUCGAUUAAGUUCCACGUGCUGCUGACUUCCUACGAGCUGAUCACCAUCGACAUGGCCAUCCUCGGCUCCAUAGACUGGGCCUGUCUGGUGGUGGACGAGGCCCACAGGCUGAAAAACAACCAGUCCAAGUUUUUCCGGGUGCUGAAUAAUUACCCCCUGCAGCACAAACUGCUGCUGACUGGAACGCCUCUGCAGAACAACCUGGAGGAGCUUUUCCACCUGCUCAACUUCCUCACGCCGGAGAGAUUCAGUAACCUCGAAGGUUUCCUGGAGGAGUUCGCCGACAUCGCCAAGGAGGACCAGAUCAAGAAGCUGCACGACAUGCUCGGUCCUCACAUGCUCAGGAGGCUGAAGGCCGACGUCUUCAAACACAUGCCCUCAAAGACAGAGCUCAUCGUCAGAGUGGAGCUCAGCCCCAUGCAGAAGAAGUACUACAAAUUCAUCCUGACGAAAAACUUCGAGGCUCUGAACACCAAAGGAGGAGGAAACCAGGUUUCUCUGCUCAACGUCGUCAUGGACCUCAAGAAAUGCUGCAACCACCCCUACCUCUUCCCCGCGGCUGCUAUGGAAGCUCCAAAGAUGCCCAACGGGAUGUACGACGGUCAGUCUCUCACAAAGUCUGCCGGGAAACUGAUGUUGCUGCAGAAGAUGAUGAGGAAGCUGAAGGACGGAGGACACAGGGUACUCAUCUUCUCUCAGAUGACCAAGAUGUUGGACCUGCUGGAGGACUUCCUGGAGAACGAAGGCUACAAGUACGAGAGGAUUGACGGAGGAAUCACAGGAGGGAUGAGACAGGAAGCUAUCGACCGAUUCAACGCUCCGGGUGCUCAGCAGUUUGCCUUCCUGCUGUCGACGAGGGCCGGAGGUUUAGGUAUCAACCUCGCCACCGCCGACACCGUCAUCAUCUACGACUCUGACUGGAAUCCUCACAACGACAUCCAGGCCUUCAGCAGAGCUCAUCGUAUCGGUCAGAACAGGAAGGUGAUGAUCUACCGCUUCGUCACCAAAGCUUCGGUGGAGGAGAGGAUCACUCAGGUCGCCAAGAAGAAGAUGAUGCUGACUCACUUGGUGGUCCGACCCGGUCUCGGCUCAAAGACCGGCUCCAUGUCCAAACAGGAACUGGACGACAUCCUCAAGUUCGGAACGGAGCAGCUGUUCAAGGACGAGUUGAUGGGAGACAUGAAAGGCGCUCAGAACAAAGAGGAAGACAGCAGCAUCAUUCACUAUGACGACAAAGCCAUCGACCGUCUGCUGGACAGGAACCAGGACGCCACCGACGACACGGAGCUGCAGAGCAUGAACGAGUAUCUGAGCUCCUUCAAGGUGGCUCAGUAUGUGGUCAAAGACGAGGAGGAGGAGGAGGAGGAAGUGCAGCGUGAGAUCAUCAAGCAGGAGGAGAGCGUGGAUCCAGACUACUGGGAGAAACUCCUGCGUCACCACUACGAGCAGCAGCAGGAAGAUCUGGCCCGAAACCUCGGCAAAGGCAAACGUAUCCGGAAACAGGUCAACUACAACGACGGCUCACAGGAGGACAGAGCUGAUUGGCAGGACGACCAGUCUGACGGCCAAUCGGAUUACUCUGUGGCGUCUGAGGAGGGAGACGAAGACUUUGACGAGCGAACAGAAGCGAACUCCCGCAGGCCGAACAGGAAGGGCCUGAGGAACGACAAAGACAAGCCGCUGCCCCCCCUGCUGGCCAGGGUGGGAGGCAACAUCGAGGUGUUGGGUUUCAACUCUCGGCAGAGGAAGGCCUUCCUGAACGCAGUGAUGCGUUAUGGGAUGCCUCCUCAGGAUGCCUUCACCACCCAGUGGCUGGUCCGAGACCUGCGAGGGAAAUCUGAGAAGGAGUUCAAAGCGUACGUCUCUCUGUUCAUGCGUCAUCUCUGUGAACCCGGAGCCGACGGAGCCGAGACCUUUGCCGACGGCGUUCCAAGGGAAGGGUUGUCACGGCAACACGUACUCACCCGCAUUGGCGUCAUGUCGCUUAUACGCAAGAAGGUUCAGGAGUUUGAGCAUGUGAACGGUCAGUGGUCGAUGCCGUGGAUGGCCGAGCUGGAGGAGAACAAACGAGCCACCGGCGCUCAGCCAGAGUCUCCAGGAAAAACCCCGUCGACUGGAACUCCUGCUGACACACAGCCGAACACCCCCGCACCAGGUAACCCCCCCACUACAGUCGACGACUCCACGAAGACCGAGGACGCGGAGAAGGAGGUGAAGAAAGAAGGAGACGCAGAAAAGAACGGCAAAGACUCCACGAAGACCAGCAGCAGCAGCAGCGAGGUGAUCGCGAUCCCAGACGACGACGAGAAGAGUCCGCCGGCCGAACCGGAGAAGCAACAACAAGAGGAGAAGAAGAACGGAGAGGAGCCGAUGGAGACGGACAAACCGAGCAACGGAGAGGCAGCGGAGAGCACGAAGGAGAAGGAGGGAGGAGAGAAGGAGGAGGGAGAGAGCGAGAAGAAGAGCGCCGAGGGAGGAGAGGAGACAAAGUCACCGACAGAGACAAAGACGGAGGGGUCAGAGGUCAAACCUGAAGACGCUGAAGUCAAAGCAGAAGAAAAGACAGAAAAGAUGGACACCACACCUCCUGCAGACGAAAAGAAAGAUCUGAAGGAGGAGAAGGAGGCGGUGAAGCCGGAGGAGGCAACCAAACUGCAGAACGGAGACAGCAGCAAAGAAGGAACCAAGGAGGGAAGCAAAGAAGGAAGUAAAGAGGGAAGUAAAGAAGGAAACGCCUCGGCCACCGCCACUGCCACCGCCGCCACGGCAACAGCAGGAGGAGCCAGCGAGGAGAAGAAGAAGGCCAAGACCCGCUUCAUGUUUAACAUCGCUGACGGAGGAUUCACAGAGCUUCACUCUUUGUGGCAGAACGAGGAGCGCGCCGCCACGGUUACCAAGAAAACCAAUGAGAUCUGGCACCGUCGCCAUGACUACUGGCUGCUGGCCGGCAUCAUACAACACGGUUACGCUCGCUGGCAGGACAUUCAGAACGACGUGAAGUUCGCCAUCCUCAACGAGCCUUUCAAAGGAGAGAUGAACCGAGGGAACUUCCUGGAAAUCAAGAACAAGUUCCUCGCCAGAAGGUUCAAGCUGUUGGAGCAGGCGCUGGUCAUCGAGGAGCAGCUGCGUCGCGCCGCCUACCUCAACAUGUCGGAGGACCCCUCCCACCCCUCCAUGGCCCUCAACACCCGCUUCAGCGAGGUGGAGUGUCUGGCCGAGUCCCACCAGCACCUCAGCAAGGAGUCCAUGUCCGGGAACAAGCCGGCCAACGCCGUCCUGCACAAAGUGCUGAAGCAGCUGGAGGAGCUGCUGAGUGACAUGAAGGCAGAUGUCACCCGCCUCCCGGCAACCAUUGCCCGGAUACCGCCGGUUGCCGUGCGACUCCAGAUGUCCGAGAGGAACAUCCUGAGCCGGCUGGCGAGCCGAGGACCCGAGACACAGACGCAGGCACAGACACAACAGAUGUCGCAGCAGUAGACUGAAACUCGGCUCUUUUACCUCGUAAACCAACCCCCCUGCCUCACCUCGACAUUCCUGAUUGGUGCACAGCAGACCGACGGACAGCGCACCCAAGCUUGAAGCCACGCCCAGUUCACUUUUUUUCUCCCCCCCCCCCACCUCCAAACCCACCCCACCCCCCA
Scomber japonicus (chub mackerel) is the source of this 4916-nucleotide messenger RNA. Its product is annotated as chromodomain-helicase-DNA-binding protein 4-like. The record is from RefSeq and is a predicted model, not a curated record. Gene Ontology annotation, molecular function: ATP-dependent chromatin remodeler activity; chromatin binding; ATP binding. Gene Ontology annotation, cellular component: nucleus; chromatin; NuRD complex. Gene Ontology annotation, biological process: negative regulation of transcription by RNA polymerase II; chromatin remodeling. The transcript is spliced from 31 exons. The coding region runs from base 70 to 4752 and encodes 1560 amino acids. NCBI's taxonomy places the organism in Eukaryota, Metazoa, Chordata, Actinopteri, Scombriformes, Scombridae.